AUGAACUCGUCAUGGCCCUCAACAGCACCCAAAUCAUCAUCCUGUGUGAGCCUCUCUUUUCUCCCUGCAGUCCCGCAUCUCAUCCCACCUCCUGCUAACACUCCCUCCUCCCCAGGUUUAGCAACCAUCUUCGGCCUCUUCCUCCUCGCAGCCAUCCUCUUCGCCAUAUACGCCUCCCGCCGCGCCCACAACGAAACCCGAGAAGCUGGCGUAGCCGUCCUAGGCCGGUGGAAAGAGAAUAGAGGUAUGGAAGUACCCCCUGUGCCCAAAGUUCCCGGGCGGGCGAAGGGAAGUGGGAGCGGGAGUGAUAGGGCUAGUGAUGCUGAGAAAGGGCAAGCCGGAGGGGUAAAGGAUGAGAAGGCUCAGAUGAGUGUGGGGAGGAGGUUGAGUGGAUUGGCGGGGAUUGGCGCGAGAGGGCUUGGGGUAGGGCGAGGGUCGUAUGAGCCUGUACCGCCGCCCCCUGCUGCGGGUAGGGACACUGGGUAUAGUAAAUCAGCUCAAGGUCCGAAACCUCCGAGUAAAGAUAGAGUUCCAGCAGCGUCGAAAACGAGAACACCGCGUUCGCCUGCGCGUUCUGCUGAGCGCAUUGACUCGAGAGAAUCUGGCAAAGGUUUCUGGAGGGAAGGAGAGGGUCAGAAGGUCAAAGUCGAGAAGAGGGCCGCCGGCGAAAAGUCCUGA
Messenger RNA from Cryptococcus wingfieldii CBS 7118, 678 nucleotides. RefSeq lists its product as hypothetical. The coding region runs from base 1 to 678 and encodes 225 amino acids. The transcript has 2 exons. The record is from RefSeq and is a predicted model, not a curated record. NCBI's taxonomy places the organism in Eukaryota, Fungi, Basidiomycota, Tremellomycetes, Tremellales, Cryptococcaceae.